Messenger RNA from Rosa chinensis, 6380 nucleotides. Its product is annotated as disease resistance protein RUN1. Gene Ontology annotation, molecular function: protein binding; ADP binding. Bases 782 to 4306 code for a protein of 1174 amino acids. The record is from RefSeq and is a predicted model, not a curated record. NCBI's taxonomy places the organism in Eukaryota, Viridiplantae, Streptophyta, Magnoliopsida, Rosales, Rosaceae. Gene Ontology annotation, biological process: defense response; signal transduction. The transcript is spliced from 5 exons.
CUUUCUGUUUUUACAUUUCCAGUUUCUUCUUUUCUUCGAUACCCAGGGCUAGAUCCUUAUCAAUAAAACUGUUAAACACGCAUGUGUCGGUAAAGACUAGUAUAGUAUAAUAAUAAUAAUUUGCGGGUCAGAAUUACGCCGCUCUAGACCGGACCCGCUACUCGGGGUUGGUUUUGCUUGAAAAGUCAACUGCUCGGGGUUGACCCAACCUUGCUUUUAUUCAGAGCGGUGCACAGUUUUUUCAGGUCUUCACCUCCUCAAGCCCUAGUGCCCUACGGAACUUUUUGGGCUUUCUUCCUCUGCGGACUAGUGAAAUUCGUGAGCUUUCUUGUUCUUUGUUUAUUUGAGUGUUUGUAUUGCUGAUUUGCCAAAUGGGUUCAUCUGUUUCAUGGAGAUACAUUUGAGUUUGUAUUGCUGAUUUUGCCCAUAUUUGGACUAUAGUCUAUAGACGAUUACUUGGUUGAUCUGAGUCAUUAGCACAUGUAUUGUAAGAAGUUUCCGAAAUGAAGCAAAGGCACUAGAUGCUUGGGUGAUCAGCAGCAAAUGUAGGAGAUUUUGCUUUGUACUGCUACUGGUUUUAUUCUUGUUUCAGGGUAGAAUUGUUGCCAUUGUUAAUCUGUGAUGGAUAUAUAUUUUUUCCUUUCAAUUAAGUUUGGUUGUUAAAUCCUUUUUUGAAUUGGUGUAUUCCAGUGCAAGCACAAAAUUUUCUUGUUGUUAAGAAUCCAAGCCCUCCCAAAGCCUGAUUCCUGGAUCCGCCACUGCUUCACUUGCAAAAUUAGAAAUGGCUAAAAGAAAAGCCCAAGAAGCUUUGUCUCCAUCUUCGUCUUCUUCUUCAAAAUCAAAGCAUUGGAUGUAUGACGUGUUCCUGAGCUUCAGAGGCAAAGACACACGUAACAGCUUCACCGGCCACCUCUACGCGGCACUGAAACAGGCUGGAGUCAACGCCUUCAUUGACGACAACGAACUCAGAAGAGGGGAAGACAUAGCAGCCGAACUGGUGCGGGCAAUCCAAGGGUCGAGAAUUGCUGUGAUUGUCUUCUCGAAGAGGUAUGGGGAUUCGAGUUGGUGUCUGGAGGAGUUGGUGAAGAUUAUGGAGUGCAGAAGAACACUGAGGCAGAUGGUUUUCCCUAUUUUCUUUGACGUUGAUCCUUCCAGUGUGAGAAGACAAACUGGUAGUUUCGCAGAGGCGUUUCGGAAACAUGAAGAGCGUUUGGUGUUGGAUAUGGAAAAGGUACUCAAGUGGAGAGCUGCUCUUACUGAAGCCGCAAAUUUGUCUGGCUGGGAUCUGAGUAACACUGCAGAUGGGCAUGAAGCAAAGUUUAUCACCAAAAUUGUUGCGGAGAUUACUAGACACUUGAACAACACACACCUAUUUGAAGCUGUCUACCCGGUUGGAAUCGAUUCUCGGGUAAAAGAUAUGAGUAAGCAUUUAGGUGCUGGACUAGAUGAUGUUCGUAUGGUUGGAAUUUGGGGGAUGGGUGGAAUAGGGAAAACAACUAUUGCCAAAGCCGUAUAUAACAAAUUUUGUGGUAGCUUUGAAGGUAGUAGUUUCCUGGCAAACGUUAGGGAAGCUACAAAACAACCAAAUGGUCUUGUUCGUUUGCAAGAACAGCUUCUUUGUGAUAUCUUGAAAACAACCAAGAUAAAGGUUGGUAGUGUUGAUAGAGGGAUCAAUCUGAUAAAAGAAAGACUUCGAUGUAGAAGGGUACUUAUCAUAAUUGAUGAUAUAGAUCAACUGGACCAGCAAUAUGCAAUGGCUGGAAACAGUGACUGGUUUGGUUUAGGAAGUAGACUUGUUAUCACAACCCGAGAUGAACGUUUGCUAAAUCAAAUUGGAGUGGAUUCAAUAUAUCCGGCUCCAGAAAUGAAUGAAACAGAGGCUCUUGAACUCUUUAGUUGGCAUGCCUUCAGAAAUGGUCGUCCUGAUAAAGAAUAUUCUGAACUUUCUAGUAGUAUAGUUGCUUGCUAUGGAGGCUUGCCACUAGCUCUUGAAGUUUUAGGAUCUUUUCUGUUUGGAAGAAGCAUGGCCCAGUGGAAAAGUGCAUUGGAGAAAUGGAAGACAAUUCCUCAUGGCCAAAUUCAGGAAAAGCUCAGAGUAAGCUUUGACGGGCUAAAUGAUGAGACAGAGAAGAAUAUAUUUCUUGAUAUAUCUUGUUUCUUUAUAGGAAAGGACAAGAACUAUGUCAGACAAAUAUUGGAUGGUUGUGGUUUUUUUGCAGAAAUAGGAAUCAGUGUCCUCCUUGAGCGACGCCUUUUAACUGUGUGUGAAAAGAACAAGCUGAUGAUGCAUGAUUUGCUUCGAGACAUGGGCAGAGAAAUUGUUCGUGCAAAAUUCCCUGGUGACCCUGGAAAGUGUAGUAGAUUGUGGCAUCCUAAAGAUGUUACAGAUGUAUUGACAGAACAUUCUGGAACUGAAGAAAUUCAAGGGCUCACUCUAAGUUUGCUAGGAUCCGAUAAGACUAGUUUCAGUACACAAGCAUUUGCAAAUAUGAAGAGAUUAAGAUUGCUCCAACUCAAAUUCGUGCAGCUCAGUGGAGGCUACGAGCAUCUUUCUAACAAGUUAAGGUGGCUGUGCUGGCAUGGGUUCCCUCAUAAGUUCCUACCGAACGACUUUAAUCUAUCAAAUGUAGUUGCUAUUGACCUGAAACAUAGCAAACUUGUACAAGUUUGGAUGGAAUCUCGGAUGCUUAAGAAGCUGAAGAUUCUAAAUCUCAGUCAUUCGCAUUACCUGAGACAAUCACCAGACUUUUCAAAACUUCCGAACCUCGAGAAAUUGAUACUCAAAGGCUGUAAGAGUUUGUCUGAGGUUCACCAGUCCAUUGGAGAUCUUGAAGGACUUGCUGUGGUAAAUCUUCAAGACUGUAAGAUGCUCAGGGAGCUCCCAGUAACUUUCUCCAAGUUGAAAGCUAUUGAAACUCUUAUUCUUUCUGGCUGUGCAAAAUUUGAAAAGUUGACUAAGGACUUAGGUGAGAUGGUAUCCUUGAGAACUCUGCUAGCAGAGGACACAGCCAUAAGAGAAAUACCAUCUUCCAUAACACAGUUGAAAAACCUUGAAUAUUUACAUCUAUGUGGCCUGAACCAACCACCAUCUAAAUGGUUUGUGACUAGCUUCUGGUCUCAUCUGUUGCCAAGAAGAUGUGUUAAAUUUCCUCCAUCCUUAUCAGGUUUAUACGCUUUAAAAGAGUUGUAUGUUAGAGACUGCAAUUUAACAGACAGUUCAAUGCCUAAGGAUAUUGGGAGUCUAUCUUCUUUGGAAGAAUUGGAUCUUGGAGGAAACUGUUUUGGUAGCCUUCCAUGUCUCGGUGGUCUUUGCAAGCUUCAAUAUCUCACAUUGGAUAGUUGCAAUUUAACUGAAGCAGCAAUUGAAGCUACGAAUCUUUGGAGUCUACCAUCUCUAGAUUAUUUGGAUCUAAGUUGCAAUAGUUUUCGUAGCCUUCCCAGCCUCAGUGGACUUUCCGAGCUAGAGACUCUAAAUUUGGAUAAUUGCAAAAGUCUCUAUGCAAUGCCAGAAUUACCAAUAAAUUUGGCUGUGCUGAAAGCAGAUGGUUGCACUGCACUGGAAAGAAUGCCAGAUUUUUCAGAAAUGUCGAGAUUGUGUUGGUUGAAUCUCAGACAUUCUUCCAAACUAAUUGAGAUUCCCGGCUUGGAUAAGUCAUCCAAGACCAUGCUACAUAUUGAAAUGCAAGGGUGCACAAAUAUCAGUGAAACUGUUCGGGAGAGCAUACUACUACAGGGUUGGAGUUAUGCUAGCAACUAUCAUGGCAUUUAUCUCCCAGGAAAUGACAUUCCUGAGUGGUUCACAUAUGUCAAUGAUGGUGGCCGAGUCUCUUUUCAAGUGCCUCAAAAUGUUGGCUGUGACCUAAAAGCAUUGACCGUGUGCAUCACUUAUUCUUGUUUUUCAAACAGUCAAUCUUUCAAUUAUAUUUCCAUAUAUGUUAUAAAUCAUACCAAGCUCACUAGUUUUUUCAUCCAACCAUCGAAACCCAAGGACAUUAUUUCCAGUGGAGUUAUUUGGCAGGGACGUUUGUCAAACAGAAUGUUUAAUUUGGAAGGUGGAGACUUCGUAGAGGUUUGUGUAGCGAUUAAUUCUUGCUUCCAAGUGAAGAAAAUAGGGGUCAAUCUUGUCUUGGACGGAUCUAUCGAAAUUCAGCCGCAUGCGUGUGAAUCUCUCCCAUAUGCGUAUUUUCGUCGUGACAAAGAUGAUGAGGGAGAAAUCACAUCCGAAAGAGGACUUGCUGAUAAUGUGGCAGGACCAAGCCAUUACUCAUUUCAUUCCAGUAGUGGAGUACAGAUGAAUUAUGAGUGAAAUAAAGCUGAAACGGAUAUAGCAGCUUAAAGCUCUUUAUUACUGCAUUAAAGCUCAAUCCAAAAGCUGCGAGGAAACUGAUGCAGACAUCUGAUGAUGAGGCAACAGCUAUUAGCGAAAAACAAAAGACAAAAGAAAAAGGUAUGAAAAACUGAACUUGACUUGUUUGAACUGGCAUUUCUGAGCGUAAGCUAAUUAAGUUCCCUUAACUAUAUAUGAAGUGGAAAAACAUUAUGCAGAUGGUUUCGAAUAUAACAAUAUUAAUUGUUCAGUUAUGGCUGUAAAUGUUUCUAAUAACAUGUCAAAAAACUGUGAACUGAUUGUUAAUUUAGUAAAUCAACUUUUUUUUUAAGAAAAGAAAUUAUUACUGUCGAUGAAACCUAAGGCAAUGAGGAUAUAAAGAUAAAGAUUAUGACAGUAAAGUUAUUUAUUCUAACACUGUCGAAUUAUAGGUUCAAAUCUCAUUGGCAUCAAGGAUGGGUGGGGCGAGGUUGAGUGGGUAGAGGUGGGGAUAAAAUAAAUAAAUAAAUAAAAAUAUAGUUAUUUGGUGAUUUCUGCAAAUUUACUAUGAGAGAUAUGAACAAUACAGGUCACCGUUACUAUAGUUAGUACAAUCUUCAUUUCAUUGGUUUUGGUGAUUGGUUUUUUCUUUAAUCAAAGAAAAAUGUUUGGAGAUAAUUCUUUGUAAAUUAAUUACUCUUUCUUGGUUUUUAACCUUAUUUUAUGAUAUUUUAAAAGAAAAAAAAAAUCUGUCAUGAAGUUGGAAGUUGUUCAAGUUAAGUACAGCAUUGAGAAAUGAAUGGGUCAUUUACCUUUUAUUAAUAAUGUAUUGAUCUUCCUAUAAAGGAUUUCUGCUAUCUAAAUAAGAUGUUCCACAGGUAAAUUGGCAGGCAGAAAAUUUUCUUUCUCAAGCAGGAGAAGAUUUUCUUUCUCAAGCAGAAAUUUACCUUUUAUUAAUAAUGGUUGUGCUUACCUUACCAACAUAUGCUAUGGCUUACUUUGUCCUCCCAAUGGCAUAUGCUAGGUUUCAAAUAAUUUCUUCAGUUUGGUGGGCUGAUGCAAUGGGAAACAAAGAAUGCACUUAGGUGCUUGGCUUCACCUUAACAAACCAUAAAUGGGAAGGUAUUGGUUUUCAAGAUCUCCUAUGCUUGCAAAAAUUGGGUGGAGAUUGUUUUAAAAGAAAAAAAAAAAAGGAUAAUAUAUUGUUUAAACUCUUACUCUUACAACCAAAAUGUCUUUCUUUUGCUUUCCAUGAUGCAUGGCUUGCUACCAGAUCAUUGUGGGGAAUGUGUAGCAUAUUGCAGAGUGAGGAAGAUGUUGUUUGCUGACCUUACAUUAAGGGGUUGGGAAUGCGGAGACUAGAAGCAAGAAUGACACCUGGAUACAUGUUUGCUGACCUUACAUGCCUGACUGAUCCCUUGUCCCAGUUAUGGAAUUAGAUGAGUAGUUAAUACAAUGAUUGUUCAAUGCUCCAACUGCCAACUAGGUCUGCUUUCCAGACUGCUUGCUCUUGCACUUCACAAAGCAGAUUUCCUACAAUGGGUUGUUAGGGAGGAAAAGGAAGAGGCUGGAAAAUCUAAUGGAAAAAAUACUAAAAGUAUGGCAAGCUCAUGUGCCACAUAAACUACAGUAUUUCAGGUGGAGGUGUUGCAAAAACUUUGUGGCAGUCAAACACUUUCUUUCUUGAAGAGGAAUGUGGCUGUACAGAAGGUUUGCUCUUAUUGUGGUUUUAAGGAUGAAUACAUAGUGUACUUGUUCUGCAUCUUGAAUAUGUACGUAUUUUCUGGUUUGGCUGCCAUCUUUAACUCGACACAGCAGAUAAAUGGGGCGCAUUUGUUAGCAUGUUGAAGAGGGAUUUGCAGCAGUUCUGAGCGACUCGAUUACUAGCAUCAGGGAAGGAGCUUGCUAUUUGAAUAUGAUGCUGUAUAAUAUUAUGUAAAUAUUUACUUUUCUUAUACAUAUAGAUUUCGUCUCUCUGAAUAAUUGUAGGUGAUCGUUUCUUGUUAGGAUUAUUCUUGUAUCACUUUAUAAACCCUAUUUUUUGGAGGUGAAUAAUAUUGAAGCAUUCCAAACA